AUUAGUGCUGUGAAGAUCUGCCUCAGGCCCUGACCGCGCUCUGCCAGCAUCGGAGAGGAGGUGAAGCAGCAGCAGCAGCAUUGUAAGGAGAGGCAAAAUGAUGUUCCCUUGAAGUGAUGAUAUGAUCCCCAGAGAGCCCUGAUCUCAACAUCAUCGAGUCUGUCUGGGAUUACAUGAAGAGACAGACGGAUUUGAGCAAGCCACAAAAAUUCUGCAAUUAUGUAUACCUCCUCUUGAUGUACCAUGGAAUUAAUGAGAUAAUAUUCAUUGUUUGCCAGCAGCAGAGCAUGAUUAGAUGGCACAGUCCGCUGCUGACAAGCAAUUUCUGUGUCUGCACGGAUGAUUGUUUCGCACGUUCAUCAGGUAUCUCCAGUCACUGACCGUCUGCAGCAAUGACCACAUCACAGAGGAGUCUGGCCAAGGGCAGCGCUGCCCCAGGACCGGUACCAGAAGGACUAAUUCGACUGUACAGCAUGAGAUUCUGCCCCUUUGCCCAAAGAUCAAGACUUGUCUUGGCCGCCAAGGGAAUCAACCAUGAAGUCGUCAAUAUUAACCUAAAGAACAAGCCGGACUGGUUUUUUGAGAAAAGUCCUUCUGGAAUGGUGCCAUCUAUUGAAACCUCGGAUGGUAAAAUAAUCUAUGAAUCUCCAAUUGUUUGCGACUACCUGGAUGAAGCCUUUCCUGGGGUUAAGCUGACCCCCGCAGACCCCUAUGAAAAAGCUCAACAGAAGAUUCUUCUGGAACAGUUCUCAGCGGUUACCUCUGCACUAUACAAGAUCUUCUUUGCCAGAAAGGACAAUCAAGAUACAACAGAAUUAAAGGCGCAGUUUUUUGAGAAAUAUGAAAAACUUGAAGAGACUCUAGCCAAGAGGAAAAGCCCUUACUUUGGUGGAGAAUCCGUGUCUAUGAUUGAUUACAUGAUCUGGCCCUGGUUUGAACGGUUUUGCAUUUUUGAUGUAGAAGAGGUUUUGGAGAAGACGCCAAACAUCAAUAACUGGUACAAGCUUAUGCUGCAGGACCCUGCUGUUCAAAAGACCUUCACAGAGCCGGAUGUUCUCCUCAACUUUUUCAAACUAUAUUCUAAGGACAGUUUAGAUGCCGUUGAUUACGGGCUUGACUAAUGUCCCAGAUAACUGUGGACUGACCAUAUUGUGUUUUUUAAUAAUUUGCAUUUUAUGUGUUUAUUACCUCAAGGCACUUCAGGCUGUGAAUAAAUAGAUUGU
Messenger RNA from Bufo gargarizans (Asiatic toad), 1223 nucleotides. RefSeq names its product glutathione S-transferase omega-1-like. Gene Ontology annotation, biological process: glutathione metabolic process. Gene Ontology annotation, molecular function: glutathione dehydrogenase (ascorbate) activity; glutathione transferase activity. Gene Ontology annotation, cellular component: cytoplasm. The record is from RefSeq and is a predicted model, not a curated record. Lineage: Eukaryota; Metazoa; Chordata; Amphibia; Anura; Bufonidae. Bases 393 to 1121 code for a protein of 242 amino acids. The transcript has 9 exons.